Solanum dulcamara is the source of this 2613-nucleotide messenger RNA. RefSeq lists its product as uncharacterized. Lineage: Eukaryota; Viridiplantae; Streptophyta; Magnoliopsida; Solanales; Solanaceae. The coding region runs from base 1 to 2613 and encodes 870 amino acids. The record is from RefSeq and is a predicted model, not a curated record. The transcript is spliced from 3 exons.
AUGUCAUUAGAGCAGUCCAAGUGUACCCUCAAUACCAACAAUGAAACUCCUCCUGAGAUUGAUGAAUAUGCAGUGUGUGUAUCUGAGAAUAAGGAGGAUAGUGAUUACCAACUAAUGAAUGAUUAUGAUGAUGAUGAUGCUGGUGUCAUGGAAAGACUUCAAUCCCUGAAGAGUAUCCAUCAGAUUUCCUUAUUUGCUAUCCUGGAACCUUUUUCUGAUAGCUCUCAAAUUCAUCAGUUCAGAAACCAGCUUAACAUGGACAAUGCUAUUAGCAACCCAAAUGGUAAGAUUUGGUUGUUUUGGAACAAAGAUGUGGAUUGUAGGAUUCUGGAAAAUGGGGAACAGGUGAUUACUUGUGAAAUCUUCCAUGUAAUGAAUCCAAACCAAUUCAGAGUUUCAUUUGUCUAUGCAAAAUGCAAAGAUCAUCUCAGAAGACCCUUAUGGGAUAGCAUGUUGCAGCACUCAAAUACAACCCUCCCUUGGUGUACCUUAGGUGACUUCAAUGUUAUCACUGAACCUGAAGAGAAACUGGGGGGUGUUACCUACAAUAUGAGAAAGAGCUUGGAGUUCAUAAGCAUCAUUCAAGCCUGUGGUCUUCAGGAUUUGGGAUUCUCUGGACAGAAAUACACUUGGUCUAAUCAGAGGGGUAUCUUCUUUAGAAUCUGGAAGAGAUUAGAUAGAGGUAUGGUCAAUAACAAAUGGCUGGAAGUGAUGCCUCAGACUACUAUCACUCACUUACCUACUGUUGGCUCUGACCAUUGCCCUCUCCUGUUAGAGUUCACUGAGCACCAUCAACACCACAUCAAGUAUUUUAAAUUCAUGAAUUGUUGGACAGACCACCACUCCUUCAUGGAUACUGUUAGCAACUGCUGGAACAGGAACAUUGAGGGUAAUCCCAUGUGGUGUUUUCAUCAGAAAAUGAAGAGAUUAUCUAAUACUCUUAGUAGGUGGUCCAGGAUGCAGUUUGGGGACAUCUAUGCUAAGGUGAAAGAGUAUGAAGCCAAGGUUAGACAAGCUGAGGAGGAUCUGAUUCUUCUUAACUCUGAGGAAUGUAGAGCCAAUCUUCAUGCCAUCAAUGCUGAGUAUAUUAGAUAUCUUAAGUUGGAGGACUCCAUGCUCAAACAAAAGACUCAGUUGCAAUGGUUUAAAGAGGGGGACAAGAACUCUAAGUACUUUCAUGCAAUCAUCAGAGGAAGAAGAAGGAAACUCUUCAUCCAUAGGAUUCAAAAUGAUGAAGGUAACUGGUUGCAAGGGGAUGAUGACAUAGCCAGGGCUGCUUGUGAUCAUUUCCAGAACAUUUUCACUGGUGAAGACACUCAUAUUCAGGAGGAUGCCCUUCAAUGUAUUCCUAAGCUUGUCACAGAUGAUCAAAACAGGGACCUCCAAGCUUUCCCCACCUUGGAGGAACUGAGGACUGUGGUCUUCUCUAUGAACCCCAACUCAGCAGCUGGCCCUGAUGGAAUGAAUGGUAAGUUUUUUCAGGAGUGCUGGGAGAUCAUCAAAGAAGAUCUAUUCAGAGUGGUCCUUUCUUUCUUUAAUGGUCAAACAUUGCCUAAGUACUAUACUCAUACCUGUUUGGUUUUACUCCCAAAAGUAAGCCAUCCAACCAAGCUCUCAGAAUUCAGGCCUAUUAGCCUUAGCAACUUUACCAAUAAGAUUAUUUCCAAGCUUUUAUGCCUCAGACUAGCACCUACUCUUCCUACUCUUAUUUCCCCUAACCAAUCUGGUUUUGUUAAAAAUAGGAGUAUCUCUGAGAACAUCAUGCUAGCUCAAGAAAUCAUUCACCAAAUUAAGAAGCCUAAUGUAGGUGGUAAUGUGGUCAUUAAGCUGGACAUGGCCAAGGCCUAUGAUAGAGUCUCUUGGUCCUAUAUCUGUUUGGUCUUGAGGAAAAUGGGCUUUGGAGAAGGGUUCAUUGAUAUGGUAUGGAGAAUUAUGUCUCACAAUUGCUUUGCAGAUGAUGUUAUCAUCUUUUCUUCUGGGAGAGCCCAAACUUUGCAACUCAUUAUGGAAACCUUGCACACUUAUGAGAGUACCUCUGGUCAGCUGAUCAACAGAGACAAGAGCCAGUUCAUGGUCCCUUCUAAUGCCUUCAAUUCUACUGUAAGAAGAAUUAAGAAGGUCACUGGCUUCAGGCAAAAGGAUAGCCCUAUCACUUAUCUGGGGUGCCCUCUUUACAUUGGUAGACAAAAGCUCAUAUAUUACUCUGAUUUGAUUGCCAAGGUGGUGAAUAGAAUAACAGGGUGGCAGGCUAAGAUCCUCAACUAUGGAGGCAGAGUCACUUUGGUUAAACAUGUUAUCCAAGCACUCCCCAUCCACCUGCUGUCAGCUAGCUCCCCUCCUGUAACCAUUCUCAAACAGAUUCAGAGUAUCACUGCAAACUUCUUCUGGGGGUGGAAGAAUGACAAGAGGAAGUACCACUGGUCUUCCUGGAAAAACCUUAGCUACCCCUAUGAUGAAGGUGGUAUUGGUGUUAGACAAAUCUCUGAUGUGGCCAAGUCUUUCCAAUAUAAACAGUGGUGGACUUUUAGAACUAAGAACUCACUAUGGGGAGAUUUUACCAAAGCAAAGUACUGCCAAAGAUCCAAUCCCAUCACCAAGAAAUGGCACACUUGA